AUGAUGUCCUCCAAUGUACUCUCCCGCUUCUUGCCUCCGACGGGUUCCCCCUCGGUCUACGAGACUAUCCGCCAGCACGACGUCGGUUCGGACUCCUCCGAUGUCGAAGAACGCGCAGGGAUGGUCGAUCAACAGGACCAUUUCAGUGACGGGGAGCUGGAAGAUGCGUUGGCCGAUGCGAGGGACAGCGAGAUCGCCAGUCCCAACGAUGCUCUGCUCGGCCAACAGCGCUCGCGCAAAGGCAAGGCACCCGAAGAGAGCCCUACAUCCGCCCCUCGAUCCCGCUGGCGCAAGCCUUCCCGUCCCCGCUGGAUGACGCGUGAAUCAUCGACCGGAUACGAGCUGGACGAGCAGGAUGAGGAUGUCCCCCAGUCGCUGCUGGUGGAAGGACCCCUUGACGAGGACCAGCAGUUAAACCUUCCUCCACCUCCAUCCCAUGAUCUCUCCGACGCCUCCACAUCUCCAAACCCGAGACCAUCGCCGCAACCCCGCCGGUCCCCCUGGGAAACACGAGGACCUCGUCAACCACCCGAUCUUGAAAGUAGUCGUCCGCCGGGGAGAUGGUCUACCGCGCAACACCCAAGUCUGGCCAAUGCUGACCCCAAAGAGAAGGCAAUGUGGCGGUGGGCCAAUGUCGAGGAUCUGGACAACUUUAUCAAGGAUGUCUAUAUUUACUUUUUGGGAAAUGGAAUCUGGUCCAUCUUCCUGGGUCGAGCCCUGAAUCUUUUGACCUUUGCUUUCGUAGUGGGUUUCACAACAUUUCUCUCUAACUGUAUCGACUACCAGAACGUCCGAGGGAGCAAAACCUUGGACGAUAUUCUCGUGCCGAGAUGUACAGCCAAGAUGUCCGGGACGUCCACGUUCCUAUUGUGGCUGUUCAGCUUCUUCUGGAUGGGAAAGACCUUCCAGUACCUGCUGGAUAUUCGUCGGUUGAAGCACAUGCACGACUUUUACUUUUAUCUUCUCGGGAUUUCCGAUGCGGAAAUUCAGACCAUCUCAUGGCAGGAAGUAGUCAGCCGCUUGAUGACGCUGAGAGACGCCAACCCGGCCACCGCAGGUGCUGUCUCUGCCAAACACCGAAGAUUCUUGGGAAGCCAGUCGAAGCAACGAAUGGAUGCCCAUGAUAUUGCCAACCGUCUGAUGCGCAAGGAGAACUACAUGAUUGCUUUGGUUAAUAAGAACAUCUUGGAUCUCACAUUACCAAUCCCAUUUCUCAGGAACCGACAGUUAUUCUCCCGAACUUUGGAGUGGAAUCUCAACCUGUGCAUCAUGGACUAUGUGUUUAACGAGCAAGGCCAGGUGCGGACGCUGUUUCUCAAAGAUACCCACCGACGAGCAUUGAGCGAUGGACUGCGACGACGCUUUAUUUUCGCUGGCAUUAUGAAUAUCUUUGUGGCUCCCUUUAUCGUUGUCUACUUCAUGAUGCACUACUUUUUCCGAUAUUUCAACGAGUUCAAGAAGAACCCAGCCGAAAUCGGCUCGCGCCAAUACACGCCGCUGGCAGAGUGGAAGUUUCGCGAGUUCAACGAGCUGUGGCAUCUAUUCGAGCGGCGGAUUAACAUGUCAUAUCCGUUCGCCAGCCGCUACGUUGAUCAGUUUCCCAAGGAUAAAACGGUUCAGGUUGCGCGCUUCGUUGCCUUUGUCUCUGGUGCAUUGGCCUCGGUGCUUGCACUCGCCUCGAUUGUGGAUCCGGAACUAUUCCUUGGGUUCGAGAUCUCUCCUGACCGGACCGUCCUCUUCUAUCUUGGUGUCUUCGGUUCUAUCUGGGCUUUUGCCCGGGGAUUGGCCCCCGAAGAAAACGACGUCUUUGAUCCCGAGUUUGCACUCUUGGAACUGAUCGACUUUACACAUUACUUCCCGUCGAGCUGGAAGGGCCGCCUGCACAGCGAUGAGGUGCGUAAGGACUUUGCUACCUUAUAUCAAGUGAAGAUUGUCAUCUUCCUAGAAGAGAUUCUGAGCAUGAUCUUUACGCCGUUCGUGCUGUGGUUCAGCCUGCCUAAAUGCAGCGACCGUCUGAUUGACUUCUUCCGGGAGUUCACCGUGCACGUCGACGGGGUGGGAUAUCUCUGUUCGUUUGCCGUUUUCGACUUCAAAAAAGGCACGAACGUGAUGUCGCAGGGUCGGCGCGACUCUGGUAAACAGGACCUGCGUGCAGACUAUUUUUCGACCAAGGAUGGCAAGAUGCUCGCUUCCUACUAUGGCUUCUUGGAUCACUACGGCACCAAUCAUCCACCCUCCGCUGCUCGGCGACUUUUCCAUCCGCCGCCCACGCUCCCUGCCCUCGGGUCACCCUCUGGCGCUGAGAUGGGCGGCACUCCAGAUCGAUUCGAGCGACCGUUGGCAGGCGGCCCCUUCGGUCCGCAGUCGAUCGUCGGUGCCCCGAGACUGCGGCCAGCAGCGACGACAGGCGACCAUCGCUCUCCCGCACCGUCUCUGCUCCUAGAUCCACACCACCAGCCAUCAGCCUCUGGAUUCCGCCCCGCGGGCCGUUCCGCGCCCUACCAGCGCUCUCGCUUGUCACGAUCGCAACAUCCCGUGGCAGAUCCUAUUGAAGAUGACGAGACGCCGUCGUCACAAGAAGCGCACGAUUCCAGCACGCGGCCGUCGGCCGGUGCAGUAGGGGCUUCUAGUGGCGGGGUCGGGACCGACGAGAGUAACCUGGGGGAUUCGUGGCGCAUGAAUCCUCUUGGCAAGGAGGGAGACGACGAAGGCGAGAACAUCGAUGCCCUGGCUGGCGGCGCGGGCGUGCUGGGCCUAAUUCAGCAGUUCCAGAAAGCUAACAACGACGGCCGACGGACGGCGGUGGGAAUAUAG
Molecule: messenger RNA, 2814 nt
Organism: Penicillium riverlandense
Lineage: Eukaryota; Fungi; Ascomycota; Eurotiomycetes; Eurotiales; Aspergillaceae
Gene: atgI
Product: autophagy protein ATG9
Exons: 2
Coding region: 1-2814 (937 amino acids)
Biological process (GO): protein localization to phagophore assembly site; autophagy of mitochondrion
Cellular component (GO): autophagosome; phagophore assembly site
Source: RefSeq, a predicted model, not a curated record